CAUAUCACUACGCUCACCCCCUAAUUGGUCAAUUCGUACAUACUCCAUACAAUCCAGUCCAGCUGCCAGUACGCGCACCAGGCGGCGAGCUUGCUCCUCCCGCGAGCCCCCAGGGCCGCUCUUUCUGACGCCAAUUGUCCCCGCGUGACUGGGGCUGAUUAACGUCCGCCGAAUAUCAGGAAGCUUUUAUUACCAUUAUGAUAAGUCACCAACUUACCUACACUUAACUCUCCUGCCCUAUUUGUUUGCCUGGAUCUUGUGUUUCUAGAUUGAGGCUUGCUUUCCGUUCCAAUUCCGGUAGUUAAUCUGGUUGCGGCGUAUCCUCUUUGUCUUUCAGCCUUGGGCUUGGCAGACCACGAGCACCAGCGAUUGUCUUGCCUCGUCCCACCCAAGCCAACCUCGGAGCAUUCGGCAUCAAUCAAUCGCCGCAAGCUUUCCGAGAGGGACGCUUUUCCGCCUGUUCAAGCAUAUCAUAAGCUCCAACUAAAACAAUGCCUCCUCGGAAACAGCAAAAGCUCGCAAAGUCGCAUCGGUCGACUUUGUCGCUCCAGAAGACGGAGGUCGUCAUCCACGUCUACGAUCUCCUUCCCCCGGGCCGUAUAUCAUCAACGCUCUGGUUUCUGGGGACGUCGCUGCUGCACUCGGGUGUCGUCAUCAACGGGAAGGAGUACGCAUACGGCGGGCACGACAGACGAGGGGUGACGGGUGUCUAUUGGACGAGGCCGAAGACGGAGCCGCCUGGAGGCACGUUCAAAUGUGAGAUUUUGCAAGGCUUCACGCUCUCGCCCCAGAGCGAGAUCGACACUAUCAUCCGCGACGCCUCGCAGGAGUUUCUCGGCACAGCCUACAAUCUCCUAACGAAGAACUGCAACCACUUCACUGCAUACUUAUGUAUGAAGUUGACGGGACGUCCCGGCCCCGGAUGGCUAAACCGAGCGGCAAGCAUUGGCGUCGCGCUGCCCUGCGUCGUGCCCCGGGAGUGGAUCGAGGCGCCGGAUUUCGAUACCGCCGACGGCGAGCUCCUAGACGAGGACGACGACCGCGCAGAUGAGAGAUCUAGGAUGUUAAGGUCAUCGAGUGAGCAGCCGCGUCUCGUGGACCAGAAGGCAAAAAAGCCCCGGGGUAGGGCUGCCGAGGAAAUCGACUGGAACAGCGAGGACGAGCGUAGGGGCGGUGGCAACGGUAAGGGCAAGGGAAAGGCUCCAGCUCGCGACUCUGCCGGCAGAAGCCUGCCUGCUGCGGAAAGAGCUCCGACGUCAUGAGGGCAGUAACAUGGUCAUUGGUCAUAUGGGGUUUGAUCUUUUGCAUUGUUCCCGGAGUUCUGGGGAGAAUCCCUCGUGCUUGUUUUGAUACCAAGGGAGUUGGGGUUUAUUUUUGAGGGUAAAAAAUUACCCUUGCUUAAGCGUUUCGUUGGAUUACUUGAUGGUCGUGGUGUGCUUUCCGUGUUUCCUCAGGCCGGUCUAGAUUGAAUUCCACUUGUGCAUACCUAAGUAUUUAUAACUAGGCCAGCCCUGGUUAUGUAUAUUCCAGUCAUAUUUUGGCGAGAAUGGCUUUGAAUCACUAUGUGAUGCCCGGGUACGUGUUUUCACUGUCUCCCUCCCCUGGUUACGCACGACAGUUUCCAG
Messenger RNA from Lasiosphaeria miniovina, 1625 nucleotides. RefSeq names its product PPPDE putative peptidase domain-containing protein. The record is from RefSeq and is a predicted model, not a curated record. Gene Ontology annotation, biological process: protein deubiquitination. NCBI's taxonomy places the organism in Eukaryota, Fungi, Ascomycota, Sordariomycetes, Sordariales, Lasiosphaeriaceae. Gene Ontology annotation, molecular function: deubiquitinase activity. The coding region runs from base 492 to 1262 and encodes 256 amino acids. The transcript has 2 exons.